This is a messenger RNA of Beta vulgaris subsp. vulgaris (sugar beet), 1213 nucleotides long. RefSeq names its product puromycin-sensitive aminopeptidase-like. NCBI's taxonomy places the organism in Eukaryota, Viridiplantae, Streptophyta, Magnoliopsida, Caryophyllales, Amaranthaceae. Bases 622 to 1065 code for a protein of 147 amino acids. The record is from RefSeq and is a predicted model, not a curated record. Gene Ontology annotation, cellular component: chloroplast. Gene Ontology annotation, molecular function: metallopeptidase activity; zinc ion binding. The transcript has 7 exons.
CUCACAAAUCUCCUAUAAUAGCUAGUUAGACCUAGAAACUUCUAAAAUAUGAAAAGCUUCUUCACGCUUCCGUCGUGCUACUGCACUCGCUUCUACUAACUCAGUCAUCCUCGCUUGGGUGAAGGCUGCACAAUCUUAGCUUGGUCGCACUCGCUUCAAAGCGCUUCUGUCUGGUGAGUGUUCAAUUUUUCAUUAUUUUUGACCGAAUUUCUGUAAUUUCAGUUUCAAGAUCACACUAUUUUCGAAACCACGCAAAUUCGCCAAACAAAUUUACCUAUCAUUAGAAACAGUGGAGGAGACAGCCUCAAAUCGACGAACCAUUAUUUUCUAAAUAAAAAAAUUGAAAUUUCUUACCUUGUUAAUGGUGGACUUUUGCUAAAUGGAAUUGUGUUUUGUUUCUGUCUGGUAUUUUCUGUAUCUUCAUGGACUUCUGUUUCAUGUAUGUCCCUGGUAUCGACAAUCGAAACUCCUUAAAUAUGAACUGGAGAGUGGGAACACACAUUGCCAUUCUAAGAAGUGUUGCAGAUCUUAUCUUUUUGGGGGGUUUGUUAACUAUUUCACUGAUAUGCUUUUAUGUGACCUUGUUCUUAUAUUGGAAUCUGUUCUGGUAAUUUCGGAUUCAUGGAAACUGUAGUCACGGUCUAUGAGAAGGGAGCAGAAGUAGUCCGGAUGUAUAAAACUUUACUGGGGAGCCAAGGAUUUCGAAAGGGUAUGGAUUUGUAUUUUGAGAGGCAUGAUGGACAAGCCGUAACUUGUGAAGAUUUUUAUGUUGCCAUGAAGGAUGCAAAUAAUGCAGAUUUUGCAAAUUUCUUGCUUUGGUACUCGCAAGCUGGCACACCAGUUGUGAAAGUCACUUCAACUUAUGAUGCUGAGAAGCACACAUUUGCAUUGAAAUUUAGCCAAGAGGUGCCACCAACUUCUGGCCAGCCUAUCAAAGAGCUCAUGUUCAUUCUAGUUGCAAUGGGUUUACUGCUGAGAAGACAGAUGCCUACCAAGAAAACAGAACACUUGAAGCUUUCAUCAUUUGUGCUUAAUCUUAUAGCUUCACUUCUGAAUUCAGAUUAGAUAUUGCGAUGACGAUUCCACUAUAUUUUGGGCGCUAGGUCCUGAUUCAGGAGUCAUAGUCAAACGUGUUGAGUGUUGCAGAAAAGAAAUCAAAAUGAGUAUUCCAUUUGAGGAAUUGGAUUCGGGGGAGGAAUGUCCAUUUGAAGUG